Messenger RNA from Pongo pygmaeus (Bornean orangutan), 2089 nucleotides. It is a transcript of the gene G0S2, whose product is annotated as G0/G1 switch 2. Gene Ontology annotation, biological process: positive regulation of extrinsic apoptotic signaling pathway. The coding region runs from base 1385 to 1696 and encodes 103 amino acids. NCBI's taxonomy places the organism in Eukaryota, Metazoa, Chordata, Mammalia, Primates, Hominidae. Gene Ontology annotation, cellular component: mitochondrion. The transcript is spliced from 2 exons. The record is from RefSeq and is a predicted model, not a curated record.
CCUUUCCCCAAGUUUGCUAACCCUUUGGCCAAUUUGCCUCUCCUUUUCCCCAGAGUUUGCUAACUCUGGCAUAUCCAUAACCAAAGCCAAAUUAGAAUGCUUCUUCGGUCCCAGGUGAUUAUACCUAAUCCUGGUCAAAAUCAAUCCUACAUCUUCACAAGUCCAAGAGUACUCACACUCUGGAUUCUUACCUAAGCUGUCUACUAUAAGCCCUUCUGCCCACAAACUGCUUCAAAGCUGAAGUUGAGCUGGAGCAGUGAAGUUGUACCCCCAAACUCAGGAGGGUGGCAAAGAAUUAUUGAGGAGAGCAUGAAAUACUUCCAUUCUAGAAUGGCAGAUGAACUUCUACCAACAGCCCCUUCCAUACUCUACCCCCCACCCCCCAGCUCCCAACUCCACUUCUCAACUGGAAGUGAGAACAAUUUGAAUUUAAAGGCUCUUCCCCGAUACACGGAAGUACAUAAGGAAACAGCUUGCAGGCAAAGAGACUAAUCUCUCUCUCUCUCUCUCUCACACACACACACACAUGCACACACACACACACACCUCUGCACAUAAAAGCACCAUCAAUGAAUAGUUUUCUAUCAACUGACUGUAGCUAUACAUGCAUGUACCUCUAAAUAAAACCAACCAGGCAGGAAAGAAACAAUAUUAGCACAUAUUGCUUUAUCCAAGCGUGACCUGUUCUGUUCUGUUACCCAGAUCCCUCCCCCUUGCCUUCUCCUCUCUGAUCCAUUGCCGCACACGUGGGAAGAUGACAACCCUUCCGAAUAAAAAUGAAAGCUUUCUUCUUUAGAUGGAACCCCCAGAUUCCCUCAUUAUUUAUGUCAGGCUGUCCUGGACAAGGGAAGCUGUGCACCCACUGACACCAGUAAGAAGGUGCCGUCAUGUCAGAAAUGUCCGCGGACACCUGCCUGGGCUCCGGGUCCUCCCCUGCGCUAGCCUGGAGUGGGACCUUCGCGUGCCCACUGGCCCUCCCACACGCCCCGCUGCGAUGGCCCCCGCGCCGGGUCCCCUAGCUCACACAGUCGGAGCGUGCGUAGCGCAUGGCCACCUCCUGCCAGGUCCCAGCCGGAUUCCACCCCCUCCUUUUCCCCUCCUCUUCUUCCUCCCCCUCCCAGUUCCCCUGGCUCUGACUGCGCUGGCCUGGGCCCGAGAGCCCAGGAGGCGUGUCUCGGAGAAAAGAUAUAAGCGGCCCCCGGACGCUAAAGCGGUGCCAGCGGCGGAGUCUCCAACUGGAAGAGCUGCAGCUGCCGAGAGGAGGAGAACGCUGAGGCCGGUCGGACCAACGGACGCGCUGACCGCCGCCAACUGCAGCUCGCGCUGCCUCCUGCUUGCGCCGUGCCACUAAGGUGACUCCCGCCUCCGAGAGCCCAGAGCCGAGAUGGAAACGGUCCAGGAGCUGAUCCCCCUGGCCAAGGAGAUGAUGGCCCAGAAGCGCAAGGGGAAGAUGGUGAAGCUGUACGUGCUGGGCAGCGUGCUGGCCCUCUUAGGCGUGGUGCUCGGCCUGAUGGAGACUGUGUGCAGCCCCUUCACGGCCGCCAGACGUCUGCGGGACCAGGAGGCAGCCGCGGCGGAGCUGCAGGCCGCCCUGGAGCGACAGGCUCUCCAGAAGCAAGCCCUGCAGGAGAAAGGCAAGCAGCAGGACACGGUCCUUGGCGGCCGGGCCCUGUCCAACCGGCAGCACGCCUCCUAGAAACUGUGGGAGACCAGCGGAGUGGGAGGGAGAGGCAGUAGACAGAGACAAACAGACCGAAAGAGGAAGGGAGAGACAGAGGGGGCGCGCGCACAGGAGCCUGACUCCGCUGGGAGAGUGCAGGAGCACGUGCUGUUUUUUAUCUGGACUUAAGAGAAACCGCUGACAUCUAGAACUGACCUACCACAAGCAUCCACCAAAAGGAGUUUGGGAUUGAGUUUUGCUGCUGUGCAGCACUGCAUUGUCAUGACGUUUCCAAUACUGUGUGAAUUAUCUAAAUGCAUCUACCAUUUUGCACUAGGGAGGAAGGAUAAAUGCUUUUUAUAUUAUUAUUAUUAAUUAUUACAAUGACCACCAUUUUGCAUUUUGAAAUAAAAAACUUUUUAUACCAUA